This is a messenger RNA of Coregonus sp. 'balchen', 6878 nucleotides long. Lineage: Eukaryota; Metazoa; Chordata; Actinopteri; Salmoniformes; Salmonidae. The record is from the annotation of a GenBank genome assembly.
AUGGCUUGCAAGUUGUCUCUCCCAGAGGUGGAUUUCUCCUGUGCUGUGUGCUGUGACAUCUUCAAGGAUCCUGUCAUCCUGUCAUGUAGCCACAGUUUCUGUAAAGCCUGUCUGCAGGAAUUCUGGAAAGAGAAGCCAUCUCAAGUGUGUCCAGUUUGCAGGAGAAGAUCCUCAAGGUCUGAGCCUCCCAAUAACCUGGCUCUCAAGAACCUGUGUGAGGCCUACUUACAGUCGAGGAGUCGGAGAGCUUCGGCAGGGUCUGAGGUGCUCUGCAGUCAGCAUGGAGAGAAACUCAAGCUCUUCUGUAAGGAGGAUAAACAGCCUAUCUGUGUGGUGUGUCGCGAUUCAAGGAAACACAGAACACAUGAGUCCAUCCCUAUAGAUGAAGCUGUACAGGAACAUAAGGUACAGUAAACCAUUGUAUUGUUAAUAGUCAGUGUGCAGAAUUCCCUUUUUUCUUUUUAAAAUGACCACUUGUUUUUCACCUUGACAAUGAUAAUUGAUGGUGACAAGACACUAAUGUAAAUAUACACUGAAUAUUACAACUGGAAUAAAUGUGGUAUUGUACAACAUCUUGUUUAAUUCCAGGAGAGACUCAAGCCUACGUUGACAUCCUUACAGGAGAAACUGGAAGUCUUUACGAAAGUUAAACUCACCUGUGAUGAAACAGCACAGCAUAUCAAGGUGAGAUGCUGAGAGAUACAGUUGAAGUCGGAUGUUUACAUACACUUAGGUUGGAGUCAUUUUUCAACCACUCCACAAAUUUCUUGUUAACAAACAUAUAUAGUUUUGGCAAGUCGGUUAGGACAUCUACUUUGUGCAUGACACAAGUAAUUUUUCCAACAAUUAUUUACAGACAGAUUAUUUCACUUAUAAUUCACUGUAUCACAAUUCCAGUGGGUCAGAAGUUUACAUACACUAAGUUGACUGUGCCAUUAAACAGCUUGGAAAAUUCCAGAAAAUUAUGUCAUGGCUUUAGAAGCUUCUGAUAGGCUAAUUGACAUCAUUUGAGUCAAUUGGAGGUGUACCUGUGGAUGUAUUUCAAGGCCCACCUUCAAACUCAGUGCCUCUUUGCUUGACAUCAUGGGAAAAUCUAAAGAAAUCAGCCAAGACCUCAGAAAAAAAAUGUAGACCUCCACAAGUAUGGUUCAUCAUUGUUUAUACCACGUUCAUCUGUAUAAACAAUAGUACGCAAGUAUAAACACCAUGGGACCACGCAGCCGUCAUACCACUCAGGAAGGAGACUUGUUCUGUCUCCUAGAGAUGAACGUACUUUGGUGCGAAAAGUGCAAAUCAAUCCCAGAACAUCAGCAAAGGACCUUCUGAAGAUACUGGAGGAAACAGGUACAAAAGUAUCUAUAUCCACAGUAAAACGAGUCCUAUAUCAACAUAACCUGAAAGGCCGCUCAGCAAGGAAGAAGCCAUUGCUCCAAAACCGCCAUAAAAAAGUCAGACUACGGUUUGCAACUGCACAUGGGGACAAACAUCUUAUUUUUUGGAGAAAUGUCCUCUGGUUUGAUUAAACAAAAAUAGAACUGUUUGGCCGUAAUUACCAUCGUUAUGUUCGGAGGAAAACGGGGAAGGCUUGCAAGCCGAAGAACACCAUCCCAACCGUGAAGCACAGGGGUGGCAGCAUCGUGCUGUGGGGGUGCUUUGCUGCAGGAGGGACUGGUGCACUUCACAAAAUAGAUGACUUCAUGAGGAAGGAAAAUUAUGUGGAUAUAUUGAAGCAACAUCUCAAGACAUCAGUCAGGAAGUUAAAGCUUGGUCGCAAAUGGGUCUUCCAAAUGAACAAUGACCCCAAGCAUGCUUCCAAAGUUGUGGCAAAAUGGCUCAAGGACAACAAAGUCAAGGUAUUGGAGUGGCCAUCACAAAACCCUGACCUCAAUCCUAUAGAACAUUUGUGGGCAGAAUUGAAAAAGCGUGUGCGAGCAAGGAGGCCUACAAACCUGUCUCAGUUACACCAGCUCUGUCAGGAGGAAUGGGCCAAAAUUCACCCAACUUAUUGUGGGAAACUUGUGGAAGGCUACCCAAAAUGUUUGACCCAAGUUAAACAAUUUAAAGGCAAUGCUACCAAAUACUAAUUGAGUUUAUGUAAACUUCUGACCCACUGGGAAUGUGAAUAAAUAAAUAAAAGCUGAAAUAAAUCAUUAUCUCUACUAUUAUUCUGACAUUUCACAUUCUUAAAAUAAAGUGGUGAUCCUAACUGACCUAAGACAGGGAAUUUUUACUAGGAUUAAAUGUCAGGAAUUGUGAAAAACUGAGUUUAAAUGUAUUUGGCUAAGGUGUAUGUAAACUUCCGACUUCAACUGUAUAACACUACUGUAAAUAUUGUAUACGUCUGAUUUAUUAUUUUUAGUUCCAUUUAACAAGGUCAUAUUUUCAGAGAUACGUUCAUCUUGUUUCUCCAGAGGCAAGCCCAGCAAACAGAGAUGCAGGUUAAGGUGGAGUUUAAGAAGCUUCACCAGUUUCUACGUGAUGAAGAGCGGGCCAGGCUAGCUGUACUGAGGGAGGAAGAGGAGCAGAAGAGUCAGUUGAUGAAGAAGAAGAUUGAGGAGAUGAGCAGUGUGAUGUCAUCUCUUUCAGACACAAUCAGAGCCGUAGAGGAAGAGCUGAAGACAUCUCAUUCUUACAUGUAAAUACUUUUUUUUACAGAAUAAACAUAACACAUAAAGUUACAGAUGUAUCGCUAAAUUAAAUUACAUCAUCAUCUUUAUGUUAAUUAUGUUAAAAACAUAGCCCUGUUUUUUCGUUCUUCUGCAGACAUGCCAGGCCACGGUGAAAAGGUAAGUGAUCUGCCUCCCGUCUCUCUCUUCUCUGUGGUUCUGAACCCAAGCCCACAGCAGCACUGACUCCUGAAUGUUCUUCCAGAGCCCAGUGCACACAGCCGGAUCCACAGCUGGUCUCAGGAGGGCUGGUAGACAUGGCCAAACACCUGGGGCAACCUGAAGUUCAGAAUCUGGGAGAAGAUGCAGGACAUUGUUAAAUAUAGUGAGACGUAUAUUCUGAUCAUGAGAACGCCUUCAUGAAGUUACAUGAUUUCGAUACUGUACAUUCACACAGUGUAAUGACUGAAACAUUUACUGGACCCCAACACUACCAGCCUGUAUAGUAUAUUAUGGAUGUAGUUUCACUUUAUCACAAGUUCUUUAUAGUGUGUCUCUGUUCUCCCUGUUCAGGUCCUGUGAUUCUGGACCCCAACACUGCCAGCCAGGUCCUCACCCUGUCUGAGGACCUGACCGGUGGGAUGAUCAGUUACUCACCAGAACAGUUCCCUGACAACCCAGAAAGGUUUGAAAGCAAGUUUAUGAAUGGAUGGGUCCUGGGCUCUGAGGGCUUUAACUCAGGGAAACACAGCUGGGAUGUUGAGGUUGAACACAAAUUUUCCUACUUUGUAGGUGUGGCCACUGAGUCUGUCAAUAGGUCUAAUCCUUGGGAUGACGUCUGGGCUUUUCAACACAAUGACAAUGUUUUAAAUUUAGAUGAAUAUGAAUAUGAAGUACUGUGCCCAAACAGUGAACCCAUUGGUCUCAUAUUGAGAGGGAGACCCCAUAGGAUCAGAGUGCAGCUGGACUGGGACAGAGGAGAGCUGUCAUUAUUUUCUGCAUAUUUUAACACACAUAUACAUACUAUUACACAUACUUUCACAGAGACAGUCUUUCCAAUAUUUUAUACAUCUUUGGGCAAGCUAAAUAUUUUACCAGUUAGGGUCUCUGUAACAGUUGAGAGUUGAGAGAUGAAACCACCUCUGUCUGUAACAGGGGAACAGCACAGUUAGAGAUGAAACCACCUCUGUCUGUAACAGUGAAUACAUGUGAUUUUCAUCCAGUUGAUUUAGCCCUAGCCACAAGAUAAUCUGUCUAUAGAAAACAUGUUAUUUCAAGGAGUCUAAUAAAACCAUUGAUCUUCAAAUGUUUACUUUUUGCUAUGUCUACAAAUUGAUUUCAUGUGCACACACACACACAGAAACACACAUACACACCUACAAACAAACACACACACAUAUAUAUAUAUAUAUAUAUAUAUAUAUAUACUUCUGCCAGGUAAGCCUACUUUGCAGUUAACAUUUCGUUGAAAAGGUUUGGGGGAAAGUAUUUCUGUCAACCCACAAGACGGUUAUCACAUCAACUGGAAAUGAAUUGGCAGAUAUUGUGUUAGGUUGGCUUUUUAAUCCAACAGUGGCUAACCAGGGGUGGGAUAAUGUAAAUGUUGCGUUGGUUAGAUAGUAGCCGAAACUCUCUCUCGCUUUUCUAGGUUACUCUAUCCUUUCUUUACUUUCUCAAUAUCUGUCAUUACUGUAUAUUCACAGCCAGGUCACCCGUGAUGCAAGUCACUAUUCGACGUCCAUCCAUGUCUGAGGACGUCGGAAGAUUAUGUAGAACCUGGCCCCUAGGGGCAACAGUGAUCACUGUUACCUUCAUGUAGGUUUGGGUUUUACUAAGGUGUUGUGGACAGGGAUGGCGAAUGGGCGUAAGCAUCUGCCUCUGGUUCCAAAGGUUGUACAAAUCCAGCAAUGGAACAUUUAUUUUCUUUAAGCCUAUCGCAAACCUUAACCCUUACCUUAACCAUUCAGAGUUAAUGCCGGACCUUAAGAAUUAGGAAUUAAUGCCUAAAGUUAACCUAAACACUUCUAAAUUUGUCGUUUGGAACAACUUCAAAAUUGGACAUUUAAGAAACAUGGAUGAACUUCUAAUUCCGACGUGAGACUGUGAGAGCCAGUUGAUAUUCCUACCCUUACUCUCUCACUAUCAUGAGGGAAAGUCUGGCGCAAACCAAAGACAUCUACUCUCUCUUCACCUUCCUCACUAUCUCUGUGGAUGUAUUGCGUCUGUCCUUCGGUGACUUUCUAAGAAGUGCUUCUUGCCAUAGGCCCAUAAUGUUAUCUGAAUAGAAGGAGCUUGUUCUGAAUGAAAAGGGUAGACAGUAUGUCACUGGCUUGGAUUGUUGUUUGAGAGAUAGCGUUUGGGGAACGGAGAUACCAAUGUGUAAAUGAUGUGGCUCUAAUUCGGUCAGUCAAUCUCAGGAAAAUAUUUAAAACUGCACUGCAUUCCCAUCAGGUCCGGUCAGGGCCCGUAUCCACAAAGCAUCUCAGAGUAGGAGUGUUGAUCUAGGAUACAUUUUUUUCCUUUUAGAUUAUAAUGAUUAAAGAUUAUAUGGACCUGAUCCUAGAUCAGCACUCUUACUCUGAGAUGUUUUGUGGGUACAGGCCCAUGUCUCUAACACCACAAUGGGAUUUGAUGAGUCAUUGGUGGAAAACUGUGGAAAGAGAACAAUGUAGAUUAAUUUAUAUUUGGGACAAUGGCAGGAUCUGAGAAAUAACUGCAUUCUCUAGAGCCUGGAGUUUAAAUAUUCAUACGCUUUGUUUUUAAAAACCCAAAGGAGAUCUCUACGGAUCAGGUGUUUUGCUGAAACUAAUGGAAUAGUUUUGAGUGUAUUCGUUGAAUAGAGGAAGAUUAAUUUCAUAGAGGGAACUCAAGGUGAACGCUGGAUAUCCAGAUACUCUAACAGAACACACGCACACACACAUGAACACACGCACACAUACAUAUUCACACACAAAACAUACACACAUACACACACCACAAACACACACAAACCCUCUUUCUCUCUCUCUCUCUCUCUCUCUCUCGCUCUAUCUGUCCCUCUCUCUUGCUCUCUCUCUCUCUCUCUCUCUCUCUCUCUCUCUCUCUCUCUCUCUCUCUCUCUCUCUCUCUCUCUUUCUUUCUGUCUCUGAAUCUCCAGAUACCUUGUAAACCUCCCAGCACGAUUUCUGAUAACAGUAUUGUAAUUAGAGCUAACAGCUGUGGUUUCUGACACAUCCAGUCUACAUGUCACCAGCAGAACAUGUCCAUUCCCCAAGCUGCUCUGUACACAUCUGUUCAAUCUGGUGCCCCUGUUAAUGACGAACAGCGAGUGCAGACGAUGGUUGACGUUUUGUACAACCAUGUUCUGUACAGAUCCAGGAAGUGUGUGUGUGUGUGUGUGUGUGUGUGUGUGUGUGUGUGUGUGUGUGUGUGUGUGUGUGUGUGUGUGUGCGUGCGUGCGUGCGUGUGUGUGUGUACGUGCCUGCGUACUGUACAUGUGUGGCCGUGGGCGAGAGAGUGUUUUGUCAGACACAGAGAGAGGAUUUGCCCAGGCAAAGAGAAUAGCAAAUAAAAGGCAGGUAAUUAAUUUGGACAGAGCUAAUCACAACAGCCAUCCUUCCCUAAUGUACUGGCCUUAUUACCUACAAGUAAUUAGAGAGAGAGAGAGAGAGAGAGAGAGAGAGAGAGAGAGAGAACGGGAGAGAGAAAUAGAAAAAGUUUGAGAAGAAAAUAUUCACCACAGCCCCAGGAUAAGCCCUAUGAGAGGCCCCAUUGUGUUUGUGCCCUGGGUUAAGGCAUAGACAGAGAACCAUGAGGUCUAUUUAGAGGGCUUGUUGAUUUAGUGGAGUCUCAAUAGAAGGUCUGUUUGAAUGGCCUCAUUUAUCUAGAGUGCAGAGAAAAGGUUGAUUGCAUAGGUUCCCCCAUUGUGUGUCCAUGGGGGAAAAGACUCAUGGGCUCCUCAUCAAUAACAUAAUGUAUUACCAAUGUGUUUCCCAUCUCCCAUGGUAUUCCCAGCAUUCCUAUUUCAAAAUAUCAUAUACAGUUAUACAUCUGUUUCAAAGGUAAAAAUCCUCAAUAGACUUCUUCAGAAAUGUCCAUUUUAAAUAUCUAUUUAAACACCCAAGGAAUUAUUUACACCACAUAGUGACUUAACUACACAGACUUGAUAAGAAGAAGAAGAAGAAGAAGAAGAAGAAGAAGAAGAAGAAGAAGAAGAAGAAGAAGAAGAAGAAGAAGAAGACAAAAUGGGGGAACCUCAUCAAUCAACCUUUUCUCUGCACUCAAGAUAGAUGA